Magallana angulata is the source of this 726-nucleotide messenger RNA. RefSeq names its product lectin BRA-3-like. NCBI's taxonomy places the organism in Eukaryota, Metazoa, Mollusca, Bivalvia, Ostreida, Ostreidae. The record is from RefSeq and is a predicted model, not a curated record. Gene Ontology annotation, molecular function: carbohydrate binding. The transcript has 4 exons. Gene Ontology annotation, cellular component: external side of plasma membrane. Gene Ontology annotation, biological process: biological process involved in interspecies interaction between organisms. The coding region runs from base 1 to 684 and encodes 227 amino acids.
AUGUGGUUGGAUGAUGAUCGACUUCAACUGCUGCUUAAAUUUGUAAUAAUUACAGUAAAACCAGAAACCUCAUUGUCACAAUAUUUUCAGGCAAAGUUGGAGUUUGACAACUCUCUAGCGGAACGCACCCCUGCCGCCAACGUUUCUUCGGAAUCAAUUUUGAGAUGUGCCAUUUUCUGUGAGAAAGGAUGCGAGUGUUUCAGCUUCAACCUAAUAACAGGGGUCUGUCUUCUUUAUGAUUCAUGUUAUCCGUUUGGAAUGACGGUCAAUGAAACAGGUUGGCGUUUGUUCGUUAAUCUUUCCAAUCAAACGUGUUACGAAUGGGGUUCUUAUGGGGAACACCGAUACUGCUUUUCAAGUAGACUAAAUGAAUGGGAGGGUGCAAAGAAUGCCUGUAACAUGAUGAAUGCCUACCUUGUGGAGAUAGAGAGCCGUGAGGAGCACGACUGGAUCAAGUCCAAAGUUACAGAAGGAAGCUCAAGACAGUGGAUAGGACUAACUGAUGAAACUUCAGAGGGAAAGUUUUACUGGGAACAUUCCCGUAGUGCACCCAACUUCACCUUCUGGGCAUCGGGAGAACCCUUUGAAGGAGAAACUGACAAUUGUGGAGUCAUUAAACGUAGUACAGAUCGCUGGUUUAUCCUUUCCUGUACUAAGACAUAUUCCUUUAUUUGCGAAGGAUGAACUGCAAAUUGGAGUUGAAAUUUCAUUAAAAUACAUAUUUAA